Molecule: messenger RNA, 948 nt
Organism: Knipowitschia caucasica
Lineage: Eukaryota; Metazoa; Chordata; Actinopteri; Gobiiformes; Gobiidae
Source: the annotation of a GenBank genome assembly
AUGCCCCGUUCAUUUUUGGUGAAGAAGAUCAAGCUUGAUGAUUUCUCUUCAUCCAAUGCACCCUCGUCGAACCACCACCACCAACCGCUGGACGAUUUUACUUUCACACGCUCCAUCUCGGACUCUGUGACCAGCCUGGGCGUCCGUCUGAGUGAGAAUGGCUACAUCCAGGAUUACAUCACACCAUCUGCAUACCAGGAUGAGAAGAAGCUGGAGCACCGGCUGGUGUCGGACCCUCUGUACAGCCCCGUCAGCGGAGGAGAGGACUACUGCGACCCUGACCUCAAGCAGCCGGACAGCCCGCAGUCCGGGAUGACAGCCAGUGGCUACUACAGCGGCGAGUCCGACGGACCAGCCGAGGGAUACACCAUGGAUGCCUUCUUCAUCUCGGACGGGCGCUCGCGAAGGAAGGGGGAUCGAGAGCACCGGGAGCCAUGCUCCAGAGAGAGCCCGAGCGAGGUGGUGGCAGAGAGAGCCGGGGGCACAGCUCGACACACAUGCAACGAGUGUGGAAAGACGUAUGCCACGUCGUCCAAUCUGAGCCGACACAAGCAGACGCACCGCAGCCUGGACAGCAAGAUGGCCCGCAAGUGUCCCACCUGUUCAAAGGUGUACGUGUCCAUGCCCGCACUGGCCAUGCACAUCCUCACCCACGACCUGAAGCACAAGUGUGACGUGUGCAGCAAGGCCUUCAGCCGGCCGUGGCUGCUGCAGGGCCACAUGCGCUCGCACACCGGAGAGAAGCCCUUUGCCUGCGCCCACUGCGGGAAAGCCUUUGCCGACCGCUCCAACCUCCGCGCCCACAUGCAAACGCACUCUGCCUUCAAGCACUACCGAUGCAAGCGCUGCAAUAAGACCUUCGCCCUCAAGUCCUACCUGAAUAAGCACUAUGAGUCGGCAUGCUUCAAGGGCUCAGCAGACGAGGACGAUUCCGGAUCAGAAAACUAA